ACCAGAAAGAAAAAAAACUCAAAACCAGAAAUCCUCAAAACAAAACAAAACCAAGAAGAAAAAAAAGCGCCAAAAUUAGUUUUCACCGGCGAGUUUUUAUUCUCUCUAUGAGCUGACAGUUAGAAGAAGAAGAAAUAUAUCAGAAGAACCACGCCGAUUUCUCAGCUCAGGUGAUCAGAAAAUGACAUCGGGGACUAGAACACCGACAUGGAAGGAGAGAGAGAACAAUAAACGGCGAGAGCGGCGAAGACGCGCGAUUGCAGCUAAGAUCUUCGCGGGACUUAGGAUUCAUGGAAACUUCAAGCUCCCAAAACACUGCGAUAACAACGAAGUUCUCAAAGCUCUAUGCAAUGAAGCUGGCUGGACCGUCGAAGAAGACGGAACUACUUACCGGAAGGGAUGCAAACCAAUGGAUCGAAUGGAACUAAUGAACGGUUCUACUUCAGCAAGUCCGUGCUCAUCGUACCAGCCAAGCCCUCGUGGCUCAUACAAUCCAAGCCCUUCAUCUUCGUCAUUCCCGAGUCCUACAAAUCCAUUUGGUGAUGCUAACUCACUAAUCCCUUGGCUCAAGAACCUCUCUUCGAACUCACCUUCGAAGCUCCCAUUCUUCCACGGAAACUCGAUAAGUGCUCCCGUGACUCCACCAUUGGCUCGAAGCCCUGCUCGUGAUCAAGUAAUCAUCCCUGACUCUGGCUGGCUCUCAGGAAUGCAAACCCCACAGAGUGGACCUUCUUCUCCUACUUUCAGUUUGGUCUCAAGAAACCCGUUUUUUGACAAAGACGCUUUCAAAAUGGGAGACUGUAACUCACCAAUGUGGACUCCUGGACAAAGUGGAAACUGCUCUCCAGCUAUUCCUGCUGGUGUUGAUCAGAACUCUGAUGUCCCAAUGUCUGAUGGAAUGGCCGCUGAGUUUGCGUUUGGCUGUAACGCGAUCGCUGCGAUUGGAAUGGUGAAGCCUUGGGAAGGAGAAAGGAUACAUGGAGAAUGCGUUUCAGACGAUUUAGAACUUACACUUGGGAGCUCAAGAACCAGAUGAUUUUCGAGAAGAAUCAAUGUCGUUUGAUAUCACUCGACUCUCUUAUCAAAUUAAUUCAUCUCUUCCUUUUUUCAUCUUUUUUUGUCUGGUUUUUUUUAGUGUGGUGAUGAAAGGUGAUUGAAAGAAAGAAGAAAAAGGAACAAAAAACAUUUUGAACUCUGUUUUCUUUUUGGUUGGCUUUUGACUAAAGUUGUAGUUAGAAUCUAUUUUAUCUCCCAAAGUUUUAUCUUUUUGUUAUUUGGGUGAAUUCGAUUUGAGAUUAGUAAUGUUAUUAUAUCAUAUAUCGGGA
Thlaspi arvense is the source of this 1325-nucleotide messenger RNA. NCBI's taxonomy places the organism in Eukaryota, Viridiplantae, Streptophyta, Magnoliopsida, Brassicales, Brassicaceae. The record is from the annotation of a GenBank genome assembly.